Molecule: messenger RNA, 3324 nt
Organism: Coniosporium apollinis CBS 100218
Lineage: Eukaryota; Fungi; Ascomycota; Dothideomycetes
Exons: 1
Coding region: 1-3324 (1107 amino acids)
Biological process (GO): regulation of transcription by RNA polymerase II
Cellular component (GO): SWI/SNF complex; nucleus
Molecular function (GO): transcription cis-regulatory region binding
Source: RefSeq, a predicted model, not a curated record
AUGAAUGCCGCAGCCUGGGCUCCCGACGCUCUCAACACCAGCAAUGGCAUCUACGGCAACCUCCACGACCCGACCGCCAACCUGGCCGCCCUUGACCCUUCCAUGUUCGGCGCGAACAACAUAGACUUCAACCAGCUUCAGAGUGCCGGCCUGCAGCAGCGACUCCAGAAUGGCAGUGUGCGCAAUGCCUCUCCCGCAGCCUUCCAGAACACGCCCUACCAAGUCAACCCCGUCGUGCCAUCCAAACGACCACGGCCGAGAGAUGACAGCACGGGCGCAUCGCCGCGGCUGGCGCCUGGAAGCAUCAGUCUGUCGCGCUCGCAGACGCCGCAGCAGGUCGGAUACCCAGGCUUUCAUGGGCAACACGGCGGACAACCAAUGCAGGCACCAACGCCGUACCAGCACCUACAACGAGCCGGCUCUAACAAUGCGACGCCCUCACCGACGAUGCAGGACUCGCAGUUUCGCCCACCAGGCGCCCCUCCGAGGAUGCAAACUUCGUCUCCCAAUCCGUUCCCUCAACAGCAACAAGGUCUCGGCAUGUCGCCUUCGAUGGAGCAGAUGAACCGCGCGAAUGCACAAAACCCUGCGAUGGCUCAGAUGGGUGGGAUGAAUUUCGCGCAAGGAUCGCCGGUGAUGCCAGGCUACAGUCAGAAUUACGGGCCGAUGCCACAGAUGUCGUCGGCGAACCUCCAGCCACCCCUCCAGGCGGGUAUACAAGGUGUCAACCUAUCGCAGCAUCUCCAGGUCCGCCAGGCCGAAGCGCAGCGGCAGUACCAGAUACGUCUACAGCAACAGCAGCAGCAGUUGGCCCAAAACAACAUCGCCGCCGCUCAGCACGCCCAGCAGGUCCAGCAACGGUUUCAGGCUGGCGGUAUAAACCCGAUGAUGGCUUCGCCUGCGCAGCAGCAUAAUAUGUCUGCUACCGGUGGGAUGCAGCCAGGUCAGCAGCAGAUGCCCACAGCCCAGCGGAACAAUUCGGAGAACUUCAACAGAGCCGUCGCAAGUUUCAUGCAAAGCCAAGGUCUGGGCGACCGAUUCGACCCCAAUCCCUCCAUCGCCGGCCGCCCCCUAAACCUAGCGAACCUCUAUGCUCUCAUAAUGAGACAAAAGGGGUCGCAAAGGGUAACCCAAAUGAACAUGUGGCCGUCAAUAGCCCAUGCCCUAGGCUUCCCUCCAGCAGAAUUUCCGACGGCACCUCAGGAGAUGAGAUAUCACUAUGAGAAAAGCGUUGCGCCGUACGAGCUUGCUCAGUGGAACAAGGCGAAGAUGCAACAAAUGUUAAAAUUGCAGCAACAAGCCCAGAUGGCUGGUAUGACGGGCAUGGGAGGGCCUCAGCAAAUGUCGCCGACGAAGCAAAUGCAAGCACCCGGCCAAAAUCUACAAGCACAACAGCAGCAAUAUCUGCAACAGCUCCAGCAACGAGCAUUGCCGUCACAGCAGCCACAGCCCCCAGCUACGCCAGCACAAUCCACGCCACUGCCGAAUUCUACACCCACGCCUUCUCUGAACGGUUGGAGUACACCGCAAGCAGAUCCCGCUCCAUCGCGGCAACAGAGCGCACUCGCUGCACAGCACAGGAGGAGCAUGAGUAGGCAGCUGGAUGCCACACCUCCGCAAGUCCCAGGUCAACAGCCUCGCAUUCCCAGCGCUUCACCAGGACAGCCGGACGUGAAGCAUGAACGGCAGCCUUCGACAGGCGGCUCAACCUUAGGGAACAGUGUCAACGGGGUCACGGGUGCGCCACCCUCCCCUAAACCGCUGAAAUACUACACCGGUCCGAACUAUACGCCUAAGAAGACGAAAGCCGCCGAAUCUGACACAUACGGCGGUCUCUCUGUCGCCGACAAUAUGCACAGCCUAGUGGGAUCAGAACUUCAUAGGCUCAAGCCCGUCAUACCCGGCCUCGAAGAAAUGGGCCUCAUCGAUAUCCGUGCACUCAGCAUGAGCCUCCAGUCGGGCAUUCAUGGUGAAAUGCGGUAUGCGUUGGAUCAUUUGGUUAAGCUGUCUCACGACUCCGCACUCCGAUUAGAGCUUGAAAAGUGCGAGAACCUUAUCGACAUCCUGAUCGAUUGCGCCGAGGAGCAGGUUGACGCUCUCGCCGAAGACGCCGCCGAGGUCUCCGACAUUCUGGACCUAACGCCCUAUGAAGAUGUGAUCCGCAAUUGCCGAGCAGAAGUCGAUUCUCUCCAAGACAUACCCGAAUUCGGCAGCCAUGCAUACGAUCUCGACCGGGCCGCAGACCGCCUCAUCGCAAUCACCACGAUCCUCCGCAACGUAUCCUUCUUCGAGUUCAACCACGUCCUCCUCUCAUCCCCACCCGUGAUAAAGUUCCUCUCCAACACCGUCCGGCUUCUCGGCACCCGCAACAUGCUCCUCCGCACCUACGCCAACACCCAGGACUUUAUGAAAGACACCAUAACCUUCUUCUCCAACGUCGCCGACAAAAUCGAGCUCCCAAGCCGCGAAGAAGCGCACAACAUCCUGCACUUCCUGCUCUCCUUCGCUCCGACACCGGCGCCCUCGUACACUACCGCAAUCUCAGCAUCCGCUUCUCACUCAACAUCGCUCCGCUUCACCCCCUACAACCCAGCCCUUCACCGCUACCUCCCCCCCGCCCUCGACGCCCUCGCCAAGCUCCUCGCGCGCGACGACCCAAACCGGCACCACUACCGCGCCCUCUUUGCCGCGGACGCUUCCUCGCACCCGCCCCACGACCUUCUGACCCGCGCCUUCGCGCUCGCUGUCUCCAUCGUGCCGGACCGCGCGAAGUCGACCCUUACCCCCGCGGCCGAGAUGCGUGUGGUCGAGAUACGGAAGCCGAGUCUUAUGCAAGGCAUGCUGGCUGCCGAUAUCCUGGCGGCGCUGGCGCCGGGGCCGGAGAGCGGGGUCGCGAGACGCUGGCUCGCGAGCGAGGACGGCUGGGCGAAGAGUUUGGUCAGGCUGUGCACCGUGCUUGCGAAGGAAGGGGGGAUGGUGCAGGCCGCACAGGCGCAAGCGCAGCAGCAGCAGCAGCACCCGGGAGGGAGGGGCAGGGUCGAAGAUCAGGGCUUCGGGCUUAUCACGCAUAGGGCCUUGGGGAUGUUGAGGCGGCUGGAGGAGAAGAGUGGGGAUGGGAAGAAAGAGGGGCGCCUUGAUGGCGAGGUGGAUGGGGAGGCUGAUGCCGAGGGCGAAGAGGUCGACGAGGUGGUGUGGGAGUCCGCGGGGAAGCUGAGUUUGGAUGUCGUGCCGAAGAGGGAGGUCCUGAUGGGUGCGAUGGUUACGGCGAGUGUGGAUGGGGUGGCGUUGAGGCUGCUGUGUAAGCUUGCUGGGAUGGGUGGGUGA